AUGUCGGACUUCUUCAGUAGGUACUAUGGGGUCAAGUCGGGCGUGGAACAGCAAGAAGUCUAUGAGAGUUUACUCAUCCGUUUGGAAGAAGUCACAGCGGAGUUUAUCCGGGGAAAAGCCUAUCAUAAACCAAGACACUUAAAUUUUCCACUCUUACAAAUUAGAAAAAAAAAAAGAAAAAGAAAAAGAAAACAUAUUGCAUCACGUGCCAUAAAAGAGGGUUGCACAAACCCUCUUCUUGUUUUUACACACAAGAGCGUAUCCAGAGUAAAUUCAACAACUGCUGAGAUUUUUCCAAUUUUUCAGGUCUGUGAGGAAGGAAGGGAGAAAAAAAGCAUGGAAAACAGAGUUGUAGUUCAAGAAGAGUUUUAG
Molecule: messenger RNA, 372 nt
Organism: Pichia kudriavzevii
Lineage: Eukaryota; Fungi; Ascomycota; Pichiomycetes; Pichiales; Pichiaceae
Exons: 1
Coding region: 1-372 (123 amino acids)
Source: RefSeq, a predicted model, not a curated record